This is a messenger RNA of Durio zibethinus, 3819 nucleotides long. Its product is annotated as GPI transamidase component family protein / Gaa1-like family protein. Gene Ontology annotation, cellular component: membrane; GPI-anchor transamidase complex. Gene Ontology annotation, biological process: attachment of GPI anchor to protein. The record is from RefSeq and is a predicted model, not a curated record. NCBI's taxonomy places the organism in Eukaryota, Viridiplantae, Streptophyta, Magnoliopsida, Malvales, Malvaceae.
ACAACCUCCAAAGUUUCUAUGCUCCGAUCUAUUUCCGAUCGAAGCUCAAAGACUUCCCUUUCUCCCAUUCGUCGGCUCUUCUAAGCCCCACUUUCCUGAUUUUCGCUCUUCACACUCAGAAGAUUGCUAGGGUAAUCUCUCAAAUUCAACAUCUAACAUUACAUCGACAGAACCAAAGCUCUCCUCAAAACAAAAAGUCAUGGCCGAUACCAAAGAGAAAAGUGAGAGCAACGAAAAACCGAAGCCCAGGAUAAGGCCAAUCGUUCGCCUCGGGAUCUUUCUUAUUGCUCACAGCUUUCUCGUCAGUGUCGUUUGCUGCACUGCUGGGGUUCUGGCUCUGUUUCUCUUACCUGUUCUUGCUAAAAACACUUACAUUUCCGAAAAUGCCCUCAUGCCAGGUUCUGCGAGUCCCAUGCUUGCUAAUCAGCAUGUUUUGGAAGGAAAUAGAUUGGUGAACGAUCUAACUAGUUCAAACUUGAAAUCUUCGGAAACAGGAAUAGAAAGCCAAAGAAUCAUAGCACGGUACAUGUUAGACUUGGGUGCUGAAGCUAGUAUUCACAAAUUCCACCGUCAAUUGAAUCACUUUCAUCCGCUGCACUUUUUCUCUAGUCCGGAUUCUGGCAUAAUAGAAGAGAACUACAGUUGUUCAUCAUAUGGUAUCAACACUGUUGGGAUCAUAAGAGCUCCUCGUGGUGAUGGGAAGGAGGCUAUCGUCUUGGUAACACCAUACAACGCCCUAAAGAGUGGUCUUGGUGAGGCUUUAUCUAUAGGCAUUGCAUACUCAGUAUUUUCCUUGCUCUCUCAAGUUACUUGGCUAGCCAAGGAUAUUAUAUGGCUUGUUGCCGAUUCACGGUAUGGAGAAUAUGCAGCAGUUUCUGCUUGGUUAAGAGAUUAUCAGACUCCUAAAUUUAGCAGCCUGAGUACUCUAGAUGCUGAGAUGUGUCCAGAUAUUGAUAAUCUUUAUGACUUGAAAGUUAACUCUAUUACUGGAAGUAAGUUCUCUAGUAGUUUUAAACGUGCUGGGACUAUGGCUGCUGCUCUGGUCCUGAAGGUCAGAAAUAAAAGUGACCAAUUUGAAGACACUAUUAGUAUUUAUGCUGAGGCAUCUAAUGGGCAGAUGCCAAACUUGGACCUCAUCAAUGUUGUAAAUUAUUUGGCAGUGCACAGGCAAGGCUUGCAUGUAAAGGUGGAGAAAUUGUGGUCCCUUCUUAACUCCAGUUGGCUCAAAAUUUUGGGUGAAAUCUUUGAAUCUCUAGGAAAAGUAGCUAAAAGCUUAAACCCUAAAUGGAAAUUUGGCAUCACUGCAACAGAGUACGUUGAAGGCACUGCUACACUUGCAAGUUCAUUGUAUUAUCAGGCUCUAGGUUUACCAACAGGCCCUCAUGGUGCGUUCCGUGACUACCAAAUUGAUGCAAUUACAUUGGAGAUUUUACCUAAAUUUUCAUCAGAUAAAGUCAGGCACAGUGACAUUCUUCUAAGAGGUGGCCGGUUGAUUGAAGGAGUUAUACGAUCAGUCAAUAACCUCCUUGAGAAGUUUCACCAAUCAUUUUUCUUAUACCUCUUAACAUCUCCUAGUAAGUUUGUGUCUGUAGGGGUUUACAUGAUUGCAUUUGCACUUCUCAUAGCACCACUUCCUAUAGUUGCGGCUUCUCUCUAUGUUGAUGCAAGUAGUUUGGGCAACUGUUCUAAAAGUGAUAAAUCUACUCCAUCUGCAAGCCUUGAUACUGAUGAGCACAGUAUCACUAUUGGAUCAUGGAUGUGGCUUAAUUCGGCAAAAUUAGUUUUUCUUGUUCACUUAUGGGGUGCUAUUGUUUCAUUAAUUCCAUAUGUCAUCUGCCAAAUACCUGAUUGCACCCCAACUACCAGCUUCAUGAUCUGGGUUUUGCUUUCAAUGCUCAGCUUUCUAACCUUGUACUCAGUUCUGGCUUCUCCUUUAUCUUGUGCUAAAGCAUCUCAAGAAAAAGAAUGGGCUCUUGUGAAGUCGGUGACUAUCUCAUCAGUGUUCAUUGGUUUGGGGCUCAUGUCAGUCAUUAAUUUUGCUACCGCUGAAAUUGGUGCUUUAUUGAUGGUACCAAUGUGUUUGCUGGCUCGACCUUUAAAGCUUGAUGUUAGAGCUGGAACUUUGAGAAGUUUUUCCAGGAUGAUUGGCAAUCUGGUUUUAGGGCUUAUUGCUUUUCCUCCAGCUGCUUUUUUUCUGUUGAAAGGGAUGCUUGAUGGUUUUGGCAGUGUCAAUGUUGGUGCCUUCUGGAUAUGGGUUGAGUCUCUUUGGGCAUGGAACAGUGCUACAUAUCUCUUCAUUGGCAUGGUACACUUGCCAUGCUGGGUAUUAUGCAUUCACAUUUUGCUUCAUACUUGUUGACAUGUCUUAAUUCUGAUAAGACCUGCAAAUUGAAGAUCCAGAGUUUUUUAGUUCAAUGUUUGCCGUCUUACCUAACUGUAAACUUUUAAUGAAAAUGGACUUAAUCUGGAGAGAGCACACGAGUUUUUUCUGUCAAAGCCACACAAUGUUCCGGAACUUGGAUGUUAUGGGUCUGAUUUUGGAAUUAGCUGGUUGGCUGGUAGGAUAACAAUGAGGUUUGACAUACUUGUUAUUGGUCUUUUAAGAAAUGGCGGUAUGACACAGAUGAUUGAUCUGGUCUUUAUGAUUGUUUUUGUGCUGAAUUUAUUCGAACUUCCUCUCACAGCUAGAGUCUAAGGCAUGCAAGUAAGCUCAAGUGGCCCACCAAUGCAGAGGUACACUUGGGUUUCAAAGGAGGAAGCAUCUCUACAUUUAGAUUGCCCUUAUUUAGGUGCAUACUCUUCCAUACACAAAUGAAUGCUGGCAUGCAUGUAUAUGAUUGCUCAACUUGUCGAAAUUUCCAUGAAAAAGAUCAAUCAUGAAAGAGAAAAUUAGGCAAGAUUUUAUUGUAUAAUAUUGGUCAUGUUGACAUAAUUUCUUUGGGUUAAAGGGAAUCAUCUGUUGUUUUGCCUAUUUCCGAUAGUGUACCAUUUAAAAAAGGUGUUUGCUUUGCAAUGCUGUUUGACAGUAAAUUUAAGUAGAAGAAAGAAAAUGAUAAGGACUAGAUGCCUUGCUCACCAAUAGCUCCCAACUGAAUAUGUUUGUUUUAUUUACCAACUUUUUCCAGUUAAAGUGAUAUAUUUUUCAUGGAUGAACAAAGAAGAUGCCAGAUUUCUAAGGACAAUAUUCAACAUCCCCACUUUGAAAAGGUAAGGAACCUGUGACAAAAGCAAAAGUAAUUCUCAUAAAGACUGCAAUUUGAUGUCUAUUGAUUCUAUGCUGCUAUGGGAAUUUUAGGUAUUGGUUUAUAAAUCUUGUCAUUGUGAAUCCAUUUUUGAUUGCUUUGUUUGUGCUCCUAAAGUCAUAGGAUGCUCGAUGCUUCUGCUCGAGCAUUCCAUACACAUGCAUACAUACACGAGUCCGAAUGCAUUCAAUACAUGAUUAAACUGCAAACUUUAUGUUGUUUUAGACAGGUAGUUGAUUGUUAAGCUGUAAUAAUCAAGAGAAGGAGACAAAAAAAGGUUGCAAGAAUAAGAAUUUAGACAAGAAAUAAGGGCUGGGAAGAAAGGAGGGAAACCGGCUGAGGUUCUGGCCUCAGGCAUUGCUACCAAAUGUUAAUAAACAACAAGUUACAUCCCUUUCUGAGGAAACUCCAAGAAUACAUCAAAGCACCUAGCUUUUUCCGAGAAAACAAAAAAAUUAGAAAUUAAAAAUUUUAAGAGGAAAAAGACAGUUGACCCUGCUUAACCUCAUUGUUUUACCUAAUUUAGAUUUCUUUUUUAAACUCCAACCAUAUUUUAAGAAUCUAAUCAAGGAAAUUA